CCAUUGUUUUCAGCAGAAGUGUCAACCUUUCCUAUAGCUCAGCUCUGCUGGUGCAGACCGCUGUUAACGCAGGAGCAUACUGACGAUUACAUGUGAAACCAAGUUAAACUCACCAUGAAACACAUGGAGAGAAUUCGGGGCAUUUGCACUGUCCUGUACCUGGUUUGCGCGUUUGGUGUUUCCAACACAGAGCCAGAGUGGGGGGCCUGGGGGUCGGGGCUGGCGGAGCUGCUGCACAGCUUUCCUGCCGACAGUCCGUUCGUUGCUGCAGGAGUGUCAGUUAAUUGCUCCCAGCGUUUCUGGCUCCCUUCAUCCUCACCUACCUGCUGGGAGAAUGUGGCUGGACCGGAAGACUUUGAAAAGUCCAGAAUGAUGGUGCUACAGAACCGUGCAGCUCUUAGGAAGGUCUCAGCAGCCAGCGGCAUGGCAGAGGGGAACAGGUCCUAUAGCGAGAUGGCCAAAGAUGAUAUUCACGGAGUUCGGGCAGAUCACCUGGAUAUCGUGGAGACUGCAAACACCAUGCAGCGGGUCUUCCAGAGCCUGGAGGAGCGGAGGAAGGAAAUCACAGAGUACUGGACCCUAGGAAGCUUAAGGGACCAGAUCAGUGUGACAAAGGAAUCCAUACAGGACAGAAUCCGCUUUGCAGGUCUGCUGGAGAAGCAGUUAGCUGGCCUGGAAGGGUCUUUCCACACCCUGCAGCUCAGAAUCAUCAAGUUACUGGCAAGAUGACUGCAGCAAUACACAGCACAUUCUGAAAAAAACUUACUUGCAUGCAUGCCUUCCUACUUGCUUGUCAAUCUCAAAUUAAAACCAUGCUCUGCUUGUAAUGAGAUAUAAACUACCAGUCAAAAGUUUUAGAACACCUCCACUUUUCUGCUGUGGUAGCAGUUUUGGUUCAGGGUGCCACUCACUCUGUGCAAGUCACUGACUCUAGAUCCAGCAAAAGAGCCCCAGAUCACCACGCUUCCUACUCCAUGUUUGACUGUUGGUGUCACACACCGAGGAACCAUCCUUUCACCUACUCGACGGCGUACAAAAACCCUGCCUGAUGAACCGAAGAU
Polyodon spathula (Mississippi paddlefish) is the source of this 1061-nucleotide messenger RNA. RefSeq lists its product as uncharacterized. The record is from RefSeq and is a predicted model, not a curated record. Lineage: Eukaryota; Metazoa; Chordata; Actinopteri; Acipenseriformes; Polyodontidae. The transcript is spliced from 3 exons. Bases 115 to 729 code for a protein of 204 amino acids.